This is a messenger RNA of Carassius carassius (crucian carp), 2618 nucleotides long. RefSeq names its product membrane progestin receptor gamma-B-like. Gene Ontology annotation, molecular function: signaling receptor activity. The record is from RefSeq and is a predicted model, not a curated record. Bases 72 to 1187 code for a protein of 371 amino acids. NCBI's taxonomy places the organism in Eukaryota, Metazoa, Chordata, Actinopteri, Cypriniformes, Cyprinidae. Gene Ontology annotation, cellular component: membrane. The transcript is spliced from 8 exons.
CUCUGAUCAGGUGGAGUGGAAGAGUAUCUGUACGUGCAUUUGUCUCUCUGUACCUGCCGGUGUGUUGAUGUAUGUUUAGCCUCUCUCUCCUGAGUCAGGCACUGAGGGCCGUUCAUCUGGGGAACAUGUUCAGCCUUAUCAAACUUCAACGUGUCUUUACUGUCCACCAAGUGCCCAAAGCAUUUCACGAGGACAGCAUCAUCUCUGGAUAUCGACACCCUUGUAGUUCAGCCACAGACUGUGUGUUGAGUCUCUUUCAGCUCACCAAUGAGACCCUCAAUGUCUGGACUCACUUUCUACCAACCUGGUAUUUUCUCUGGAAGUUGAUGACAGUGUUGUUGAUGGAGGAUGCGUGGUAUAAUGCGUACACAUGGCCUCUGCUGGUCUUCUUGUUCUCCUGCUGUGUGUAUCCACUGGCUUCCAGCUGUGCCCACACCUUCAGCACCAUGUCAACCCGCGCUCGCCAUAUCUGCUACUUCUUUGACUAUGGAGCACUCAGCCUGUACAGCCUCGGUUCAGCGAUCAGCUACUCUGCAUAUGUUUUUCCUGACGCAUGGGUGAACAGCACAUUUCAUGCAUACUACAUCCCAGCAGCCGUACUAAACACCAUCCUCUCAACAAGCAUGGCCUGCUACUCCAGGCUUGGCAUACCAUUUCUUCAAUAUAACCUUGACAUCAAUGAAAGAUUCUCGGAGAGACAGAGCCAACGGCUGAGUAAGGUGUUGCGAAUUCUUGCCUUUGCCUACCCUUACCUGUUUGACAACAUUCCUCUCUUCUACAGGUUGUUUCUGUGUGUAGGUGAGGGUUGCACUGAUAAUGAAGCAAACUCCAUUCAUGUUCAGCAUACAUUGCUUGCAUUUCUCACUGGCUUCCUGUUUGCAACACACUUGCCUGAGAGACUGGCACCUGGAUGCUUUGAUUACAUAGGCCACAGUCAUCAACUGUUUCACGUUUGUGCAAUAAUUGGGACACACUUCCAGAUGAAGGCCAUCGAAGCUGACAUGGUGCUGAGACAGUCACAGCUGCUGGUCACUGCUCCUCCUAUCACAUUUAAUAACACAUUUGGAUCAGCUCUGGUCUGUGUCUGCAUCAGUCUGGGGAUUAUAUGUCUUUAUAGUCUACCUCUGCUGUACGGCUCCUCAGAAACACACACAACGAGGACUGAAGGAAAGAAAUGCAAGCACUAAAAGCUACUUGAGACGGGGGUCUCUGAAAGAUUAAUUGCAGUCUUGCACAAAUUACCACAGUUAUUAUGACAAUAUAUCUAGGACGUUUUUACCAGAUGUUACGUUAUAAAAAUCCCCAAGUGGGGUUGUAUGUUUACUGAAGUUAUGCAACCUGAAAUAGCAAAGAGUAAUGAAUGCGUUACUGCAUGAAUUCUGCUUCUCAGGGAAGAGCAAAACAAAGGCACUGAAGCUCUGAAACCCAUUUAUUAAAUCAUUAUUAAAUUUACAUAAUUUACAUACCCAUCACACUUUAAUACACAGACUCAAAUUGGUGAUUACUUUGUCAGUCCAACAUGAUUCAUCUAGUUUUUUCUACUCCGUAUAUUAGAGCAUGCACUUGGAAUGAAGUAAUUGAGUUGAAUGAAUCAUACUUUUCUACAAAUGAGAGAGGAGACUGUUUGGGACGAACUGAUUCUCUUGAAUGAAUCAAUCUUUCCUCCGCUACAUUGUAUGGAAUAAACUGAUUCACUAGAAUGAAGCACACUUUCCUACACUGUACUAUAUGAGAGGACCAUAGGAUAAAUCAAUUCACUGAAUCUGACUUUCCUACAAUAGCAAAUUCAGUUUUAAGACAUUUGAUCAUAAUCUCAGGACAUAAUCCUCAAAAAUGAUACUUAAUUAAAAAAAAAAAAAUUUGCAAAUUAAAUGGCUACCAUCACUUGAGUGAGAGAGAGAGAGAGAAAUAGGCAUAUGCAACACAAAAUUAAAACUGUAAACAAACUGGUGAAUCGGUUAUUCGAAGCUCAUAGAAACAAACCCAUUUUGCCUAAGGGCAUUCUUGCACAAGCCGACUUUGUUUUGCUUUAUAAGAUCUCCGUAUAUCAUUAGGAGCAACACCUAUUAAUUUUGUGAUGCCUGUAUUUUUUAUUAUUAUUUUUUUUUUGUGUGAUUUUUUAAGUGAUGGUAGAUGUUGCAUUUUAUGAAUCACCAAGAACUAUGGUUUUAGCUAAAAACCUUCUUUACUGUCCUACUGAAGAAGAAAAAAAUUACCCAUAUCAUGAAAGGUCUAAAGUUGAAUAAAUUAUUUUUAUUUUUUUUGGGAGGGGAGGGUUAUCUCUUUAAUAUAUGUCACUAGAUUGAGAUCAAAUGUCUUAAAAUUAAAUGAAAACACGCUCCACUAUUUCAUUCAUACAUGGUCAUAUUUCUUUUAUGUACACACAAACACCUCACCAAAUGAGCUAGCACUGAUAAAUAAAUAUAUGCACAACAGUCUACCAAAGUCUACGGUGACAACUGUUGUAUAUUCUACUUAUUUCUUUUCUGUAAAACUUCAAGAGUGUGGGAGGUAUUACAUAUUUUAAUAACAGCAGGUCACACUUGUUCAUGUAAGCAAAAAUGAAACUAUUUAUUGUUUGCAUGAUUCUUAAGAAUAAAAUAUUUAUUUCUAAUCAA